UUUGUCUUCAAACUGCUUCUCCCUCCAUCUCUUGUCUACGUUGCACCCUCGUUUGCUUUUGAGACUUGAUAGUAAUCGAUCAUGGGUUACACUCUUUGCGUGCUAGGAUGCGGUACGAUGGGUAUUGCCAUCACAUCUGGUGUACUUGCUAGUUUGGAGUCUCGCAAUCCGUUACACGGGAACAUCCAUGCAAAAUGGGAAUCACAUACCUCGGGGACAUCUACCCCAGUAGUCGGUCCCGAUCUUGAUCAUUCCCUGCCCUCUCGAUUUAUCGCCUGCGUAAAACGGGAGGAGACGGCGAGGAAGCUUCAAAGGACUUUCGCAGAAUUGCCUGGGCUUUCUGGUCAUACUGUCGAGGUCGUCGCAGACCAGAAUGUCAGCUCAGUUCAACAAGCGGACGUCGUUCUGUUGUGUUGUAAACCCCAGAUGGCAUACCUCAUUCUUCAAGAAGAAGGCAUUAAGGAGGCCCUCGAAGGGAAGCUGUUGAUCAGUAUCCUCGCAGGUGUCACCAUCCCCCAACUCUCCAAUUGGGUUCUGCCCAGCACAAAAGUCAUUCGCGCAAUGCCAAAUACCCCGUGCAAGAUUCGGGAAGGCAUGACCGUCGUGUCGACGCUCCCUCAAUCGGACUCUGUAGAGCUCGACCGUGCCAUCAUCCUCAAGAUCUUCUCUUCCAUAGGCCGCUGCCGUUUCCUUGAUGAAAAACACUUCGACGCGUGCACUGCGGUCUCUGGUUCAGGACCUGCCUUCGCAUGCUUAUUCUUAGAGGCCAUGGCUGACGGAGGUGUGAUGAUGGGCUUGCCAAGAGCAGAGGCUCUCGAACUUGCCGCACAAACCCUUCAAGGUGCGGCUAGGAUGGCGCUGCAACCGGGAGCUCACCCCGCUCAGAUCAAGGAUGCCGUGACCACUCCAGGCGGAUGUACUAUCGCUGGCCUGCUUACUCUUGAGGAUGGGAAGGUGCGGUCAACGAUUGCACGAGCAAUUCAGGUAGCAACAGAGCGAGCUAGUGAGCUCGGACAGCCUGCCAAAUAACUCGGCGGUUCAUACUUCUGUCCUCGAUAAUAAGGGAAGGAAUCGCCAAAUAAACAGUGGCAUACCAAAUGGUUGUAACAUCCACAUUCAGUGCCAUACGCCACAAGCGAACGGUUUGUAUCUGUCCUCUUUGGCGUCGGUAAACAUACACUUCGGAGCUCUGUUGCGCUAUCUGUACUUGGAGCAAUCUUUCGUUCUCAGCUCUGUUACCUCUCCCGCUCCGCCUUAGAUGUGCUAUGGUCGCACGAGUCUGAUAAUGUUCCUCAAACGCUCAUUACAGCUUACUUUAGCUGCCCCGCAGUACUGAGCACCUUAUUUAGCUGGAACGCUAUCGGCCCCGAUUCUCACUCACGCUGUUGCGCUCACAAAAUCAUCGAUAACGUAGGGCGCGGGCUUCAUAUUACCUAACCUCGAAUGCUAGCGGUGGGCUACAUCAAUACUGAAUCAGAGUUCUCCUCUUCGUCUCUGCAUUCCGGAGGCAAACAUGUGACUUACCAUAACCGAACUCCAAAGGCUCGCAUCCCAACUCGCAUUUGUAUAAGGUGACAUCCACAGGUGAGUAUUGACCUCGCCUGUGGAUGUGUGGUAUGGUAUCACUGUCUCUGAUCCAGUCACAACGAUAGUCAUCUAUUAAUGCUUCGCUAUCCUGUGUCUUGUCACAUACGCUGUCUACGAUCCGACAAAUCAGAUCUUUUCCGGGCUGGCAUCUGCAGCUCAGGUAUGUAUUGAUGUGCUAUAACUUUCGAUUACAGUGCGCCCUUCGAUGUGGGUCCUUCAUCGAGCAAAUGGCUAUCUACCUGAUCAUAUAUCGCUUGGCUGAGGGUCGAGCGUGGCGCAAGGAUCAUAUAGGAUACCCUCAAAACAAGGCAAUAUGCCCCCAAGUCAAUUGUUCC
Stereum hirsutum FP-91666 SS1 is the source of this 1922-nucleotide messenger RNA. RefSeq names its product pyrroline-5-carboxylate reductase. Gene Ontology annotation, molecular function: pyrroline-5-carboxylate reductase activity. The transcript has 6 exons. Gene Ontology annotation, biological process: L-proline biosynthetic process. The record is from RefSeq and is a predicted model, not a curated record. NCBI's taxonomy places the organism in Eukaryota, Fungi, Basidiomycota, Agaricomycetes, Russulales, Stereaceae. Bases 82 to 1029 code for a protein of 315 amino acids.